This is a messenger RNA of Henningerozyma blattae CBS 6284, 2973 nucleotides long. RefSeq lists its product as uncharacterized. The transcript has a single exon. Gene Ontology annotation, molecular function: structural constituent of cell wall. Lineage: Eukaryota; Fungi; Ascomycota; Saccharomycetes; Saccharomycetales; Saccharomycetaceae. Gene Ontology annotation, biological process: fungal-type cell wall organization. Gene Ontology annotation, cellular component: fungal-type cell wall. The record is from RefSeq and is a predicted model, not a curated record. The coding region runs from base 1 to 2973 and encodes 990 amino acids.
AUGAAGGUCUCUUCCACUGUAUUUUUGGCAGCAGCUGCAUCUACUGCAUUCGCUGAAGUCGUUACCAACUCGACUUCUUCCGUUACAGCUUCUUCUCAGUUGAGCUCUGUUGCUCCACCUGCUGUUUGGAAGCCUUCGGAUGAGUCUUCUAAAUCUUCAGAUGAAUCAUCUGCUGCUGUACCUCCUGCAUCUUCGAACGGACCUUCUUCUGCAUCUGCUGCUGUAUCCACUCCUGCUUCCCCUGCUGUUUCGGCUCCUGCUUCUUCUGGUAUACCUCCUGCAUCUUCGAACGGACCUUCUUCUCCAUCUGCUGCUGUAUCCACUCCUGCUUCCCCUGCUGUUUCGGCUCCUGCUGCUUCUGGUGUACCUGCAUCUGUUGUUUCCAAUGAGCCAUCUGCUUCGGAUAGUAGUGCUUCUGCUACCCCUUUCCAUAAGUCUUCUGCUAAGCCCACCCCUACUCCUUCUCGUAAACCUUCUCAAUCAGCACCUACACCUGGUAAGCCAACUCCUACUCCUUCUCGUAAACCUUCUCAAUCAGCACCUACACCUGGUAAGCCAACUCCUACUCCUUCUCGUAAACCUUCUCAAUCAGCACCUACACCUGGUAAGCCAACUCCUACUCCUUCUCGUAAACCUUCUGCUGGUCCUUCCAAAAAACCUUCAGUUGGUCCAACUCAUAAGCCAUCUGUAGGUACUUCCCAGACUUCAGAAGCUCCUACUUGGAGUUCUUCCUAUACAUCAUCAGAAACUCCUUCAUGGAAUCCUUCCUUCACAUCUUCGGAUGGUUCAUGGAGUCCUUCCUAUACCUCCUCUCCUAAAACUUCGGAUGAAACUUCUUGGGAUCCUUCAUAUAAGCCUUCAGGUGAACCUUCUUGGACACCAUCUCCUUCUUCGUUGGAACCUUCUGUUGGUCCAUCCCACAAGCCUUCCGUUGGUCCAUCCCACAAGCCUUCUGUUGGUCCAUCCCACAAGCCUUCUGUUGGUCCAUCCCACAAGCCUUCUGUUGGUCCAUCUCACAAGCCUUCUGUUGGUCCAUCCCACAAGCCUUCUGUUGGUCCAUCCCACAAGCCUUCUGUUGGUCCAUCUCACAAGCCUUCUGUUGGUCCAUCCCACAAGCCUUCUGUCACCCCAUCCCACAAGCCUUCUGUCACUCCAUCCCACAAGCCUUCUGUCACUCCAUCCCACAAGCCUUCUGUUACUGACACCAAUACUGUUACUACUACCAAGACUUAUGAAACUACAGCAACUGCUACUGAAACCAAGGAAACUACUGUUACUGCUACUGAAACUAUUUGUGACGGUAAUGGUCAUUGUACAACCGCUACCACCACCAAGACUUUGGAAACGACUGCCACCGAAACUGAAACAUUAGAAACUACUGCUACUGAAACCUUGGAAACUACUGCUACCGAAACCUUGGAAACUACUGUUACUGCUACUGAAACUAUUUGUGACGAUAAUGGUCAUUGUACAACCGCUACCACCACCAAGACUUUGGAAACGACUGCUACUGCUACUGAAACAUUAGAAACUACUGCUACUGAAACCAAGGAAACUACUGUUACUGCUACUGAAACUAUUUGUGAUGACAAUGGUCAUUGUACAACUGCCACUUCUACUCAGACCUUGGAUACCACUGUUAUUAUCACUCAACCUACCUGUGAUGGUGAUUGUAAUACUGUUUCAAUUACUGAUGUUUCAACUUCUACUCCUUUCACCAAAACUUUCGAUAGUACUGAAUACACAGUUAUUACAGAAUAUACCACUUACUGUCCAGAACCAACGACUUUCACUACUGGUGGUAAGACUUACACUGUUACUGAACCAGGUGUUGUAACUAUUACCGAAUGUGACUCUUGUGAAGGCCCUGCUACCACCGUUACUCAAGAGAAUGUUACUAAGACUACCACGCAUGAUCAAACUGUUUACACUACUUACUGUCCAGAACCAACUAUUUUCACCACUGGUGGUAAGACUUACACUGUUACUGAAGCAACUACUUUGACUAUAACCAACUGUGACUCUUGUGAAGGUCCUGCUACCACCGUUACAGGCGAUAAUGUUACCAAGACUACUACCCAUGAUCAAACUGUUUACACUACCUACUGUCCAGAACCAACUACAAUUACUACUGGCGGUAAGACUUACACUGUUACUGAACCAACUACUUUGACUAUAACCAACUGUGACUCUUGUGAAGGUCCUGCUACCACUGUUACAGGCGAUAAUGUUACCAAGACUACUACCCAUGAUCAAACUGUUUACACUACCUACUGUCCAGAACCAACCACAUUUACUACUGGUAGUAAGACUUACACUGUUACUGAACCAGGUGUUGUUACUAUUACCGAAUGUGACUCUUGUGAAGAAACUGCUAAACCAGAAACUCCAAAGACUGAAACUGCUAACCCAGAAUCUCCAAAGACUGAAUCUUCUAUGCGUGACCAAACUGUUUACACUACCUACUGUCCAGAACCAACUACAUUUACCACUGGUGGUAAGACUUACACUGCUUCUGAACCAGGUGUUGUUACUAUUACCCAAUGUGACUCUUGUGAAGAAACUGCUAACCCAGAAUCUCCAAAGACUGAAACUGCUAACCCAGAAUCUCCAAAGACUCAAACUGCUAACCCAGAAUCUCCAAAGACUCAAACUGCUAAACAAGAACCUCCAAAGAGUGAAGCUGCUCCAGCUACUGUUCAAACUGUUGCCACUACCCAUGACUUCACUACCGUUGUUUCUCAACCAACUACUUUUACCACUGGUGGUAAGACUUUUACUGCUUCUUCUGGUACAUUAGUUGGCUCCGUCACAAAUGUUCAAACUAAGAAUAUCGAAGCUUCUCCAGUUGUUUCUGGUUCUUCUCCAGCUGAAAAUCCUUCAACUCAUUCUAUCUUAGUUGCAACUAAUGCUGCUAACUUUGUCAUUCCAUCUUUCUUGGGUUUGGCUGGUGCAGCUUUUAUGUUGAUCUAA